Molecule: messenger RNA, 1608 nt
Organism: Peniophora sp. CBMAI 1063
Lineage: Eukaryota; Fungi; Basidiomycota; Agaricomycetes; Russulales; Peniophoraceae
Source: the annotation of a GenBank genome assembly
AUGCUGCUCGCUGUAAAUGUGCCAAAGGAUAUCGAAACACUUACGGAUCGGAUAUUGGCCUCUGUGGACGGCGUGGUAGGCUCCGAGACCCUACUCGAGUUGAGCCUUGCUAUCUCUCGGGGUAAUUUACAGGCCGAACUGGACCCGUUGGCAGUUUUGAGCCCUCUGCUGUCGUCUUCGCGUGAAGGAGUAGACGCAGUUCUCGACUUACUGAGUCAAUCCGCCAGCGCUCGGGAGCUGACCGUGGCCGCGCAAGAACUAAUCGAAUAUCUUGCCAAUGCCGACGAAGAUGGUAGUGAUAACGAACUCAACGAGACACGGGCUACGACUGCCAGGCAAAUCAAACGUCUGAUUGAUGUGUACGCUCACGCUAUCCCUCGCCUCCAGACGAAGAAGCCACCCUCUCAUACGCUUUUUACGACUAUCGGAGAAAUGCAACAAUGCAUUCUCCCUGCCACAUCACAUGCGAGCCCUUCGGAAAGUCGAGAUAUGCUUAUGGCUACUGCGACACUUGUCCAAGACUUGCAUACUUGGGCCAGCGAUAGAUGCCGAGAAGAUGAAGCUGAAGCCACUCGUUGCAAGGUCACAUUGAUUGCGUUCCUCGAUGCUGUGGUGGAAGCAUGUGCCAAUACAACGUCUGCGUUAUUAUCUCAACGUAUCUUUGCCGCCCGCUUCCCGCGAUUGGUCGUACGUACAAUGACAGGCUCAGAAUGGAAACUCAAUGCGGACGCUUUGAGGGCUGUCGUGCGUACUUCUGAAUCCUUGGGAAGGACGGCGGCCAUAUUGUCAACCAUACCAUCUGUAGCGUGCCUGGUACUCUUUGUACAUUCCGACUGUCUAGAGACGUCCUCUUUGGAAACCUUGACGACCAUGCUUCCUGCGAUACUGGCUGCACUUCAGGCGAACGUCGCACUUGACGAAGCAUUGGCGCUCCUUCUUGUGGUCUUCUUUCCCACUAUCCCAAGUACAACAAUCGAUCCCUCUCCAGACGUCAUCAUUGCACUCUCUACGAUACUCCCGGCACUCUGCAGCAUACACCCAGAUGCGCCCACGCGACACCUAUCCUUCCGUCUCUUAGGGCAAGUGCUUCACAUGUCGCCACCGCCUCUGCGCCUACAAGUGCUGCGCGACCUCCUGGCACCAUCUGAAGAUGCCUUUCCUCAGAUGCGCGUUGCGGCUAUCGGACUAGUCAAGGACGCUGUCCUCGAGGGCUUGGAGCGUUCCGCCUCUGAACCCGAUCUCUUUGCUUCCCCGCUCAUGCUGGCGACAUUGGGUUCAUUCCUGCUACGGCCAGACCCCGUGGACCUAUUUCAAAGGAACCUAUCCGUGAGGGACUUUGUCGAAAUGGACGAGGCGAAGCGCCUGGUAGAAUGUUUGGCAUUCUAUUAUGUCUUGUUGUUACGCGAUGCCGAUAAUAAGACCGGCAUACGAGAUCGUCAUACUCUACAAGAGGUCGAGACUUCACUACUCACGCCUCUCAGGUGCGCAUUAAAAUCAUGGUUCGUUGAGGCAGGAAGUUAUAACGAUCCGCUCAGCUUGCUCCCACUGGCGGCUCUCGAAACCAAUAUCAAAAGAGUUGAUGAGGCCGUAGAGAAGGUGCACUCUUGA